This is a messenger RNA of Colius striatus (speckled mousebird), 1835 nucleotides long. It is a transcript of the gene CLK4, whose product is annotated as CDC like kinase 4. The coding region runs from base 118 to 1614 and encodes 498 amino acids. Gene Ontology annotation, cellular component: nucleus. Gene Ontology annotation, biological process: protein phosphorylation; regulation of RNA splicing. NCBI's taxonomy places the organism in Eukaryota, Metazoa, Chordata, Aves, Coliiformes, Coliidae. Gene Ontology annotation, molecular function: protein tyrosine kinase activity; ATP binding. The record is from RefSeq and is a predicted model, not a curated record. The transcript has 14 exons.
GCGAGGGCGGAGAAGAGGGAGCAGCAGCUUCUCCGAGCUCGGCUGCCGCCGCCAUUUUGUUUGUGUGCGCAGGGCGGACGCGGGGCUCGCUCGCCUGGGGUUUUUUCAGCUUUGUGCAUGUACCUGUUUGAACAUAGAGUUCCUGCCUAUAGCAUCCAGCAACGGAAGCUGUGUGAGAUGCGGCAUUCAAAGCAAUCUCAUUGUCCUGAAUGGGAGGACAGGAAGAGCUGGGAUGAAAGAAAGCACAGCAGCAGCAGCCGCAAACGCAGGAAGAGGUCCCAGAGCAGUGGACGAGAAAGCAAGCACUAUAAACCAAAUCACAUUUCAGAAAGUCAUUAUUUGGACGAUAGAGCCAUAAAUGAAAGAGACCAUCAUGACCGGAGAUAUGUUGAGGAAUACAGAAAUGACUUCUGUGAAGUAUAUGACCACAGGCAUUAUCACAGAGACUAUGAAAAGAGUCACCAUCAUCACUAUAGCAAAUCCUCUGGUCGGAGCAGGAAAAGUAGUCAUAAAAGGAAGCAUAAGAGACAUCAUUGCUCCAGUCACCAAUCGCAUUCGAAGAGUCACCGAAGGAAAAGAUCCAGGAGUGUAGAGGAUGAUGAGGAGGGUCACCUGAUCUGUGAAAGUGGAGACGUUCUAAGAGCAAGAUAUGAAAUUGUUGCCACUUUAGGAGAAGGAGCUUUUGGAAAAGUGGUGGAAUGCAUUGAUCAUGAUAUGAGAGGAAUGCAUGUAGCAGUUAAAAUUGUGAAAAACGUUGGUAGAUACCGGGAAGCAGCCCGUUCUGAAAUACAGGUGUUGGAACACUUAAACACCAUGGAUCCAAGCAGCACUUUCCGCUGUGUCCAGAUGCUGGAGUGGUUUGAUCAUCAUGGCCACGUUUGCAUUGUUUUUGAGCUACUGGGACUUAGUACUUAUGACUUCAUUAAGGAGAACAGCUUUCUACCAUUUCAUAUCAAUGACAUUAGAAAUAUGGCUUAUCAAAUUUGCCAGUCUAUAAACUUUUUACACCAUAAUAAACUAACUCAUACAGAUUUAAAGCCUGAAAAUAUCUUGUUUGUGGAGUCUGACUACAUAGUGAAGUACAAUGCCAAAAUGAAGCGAGAUGAACGUACCUUAAAAAACACAGACAUCAAAGUCGUUGAUUUUGGAAGUGCAACUUUUGAUGAUGAGCAUCACAGCACACUAGUGUCUACGAGACAUUAUCGAGCUCCUGAGGUUAUUUUAGCACUGGGAUGGUCACAGCCUUGUGAUGUUUGGAGUAUUGGUUGUAUUCUAAUUGAGUAUUACCUUGGAUUUACAGUGUUUCAGACACAUGAUAGUAAAGAACACUUGGCCAUGAUGGAAAGAAUACUAGGGCCUCUGCCAGCUCACAUGAUCAAGAAAUCCAGAAAACACUAUUUUCACCACGACCAACUGGACUGGGAUGAGCACAGCUCUGCAGGGCGAUAUGUUAGGAGACGCUGUAAGCCUUUAAAGGAAUUCAUGCAUUGCCAAGACACAGAUCAUCAGAAUCUGUUUGACCUUGUUCGCAGGAUGCUGGAAUAUGAUCCAGCCAAAAGAAUUACUCUUGAUGAAGCCUUGCAGCAUCCUUUUUUUGAGCCAUUAAGCAAAUGAACACAUUCAAAGACCCUUUUAUGCUUCUUCAAGGAGAUUUCCUAGACUGUGUCAGUCAACAGAGGUUGCAUGAAGCUUUUGUAAACUUUAAAUUAUUUUGUACAGUUAAGUCUGUAAAUAUUUACAUAUGUUUUGUAUAACUGUUAUGGUUACCUCGUUGAGCAGUUGUAGUCUUAUGAGUAUCAAAGUGAAAAAUAAAAAGUAAUUUUCAUUUUUUGAAA